AUACAGUAUAUCGAUUCAGUUUUAGCACUGUCGGACAACGUACAUAUUUCGUUCGCGUUUUUCGCACAGUUAAUUCGUGCCUUCUUUUUUUUGUGUGAAAUUUUCUGUGACUUAUCGGCUUACAUUCGUUGUAUGUUCGUUGUUUUUCUGAAAUUAGGCCACAGUUUUCGAGCGCGUGGAGUUCACGACUUUCCAUUCACGAUGAGAUCGUUGCCGGGUCUCUCUACACAGUGUACGAUUAUAAAAAUGCAGUUCUAUGAACACGUUUGACAAUCAGUCAGAAUUAUGGCGCUAACUGUCGUUCCUUCGACCCGCGUUUUUAAUGGAAACGUGGGAACGCAGGCAUACGUUUCCGUCUCGACAGGCUCGAAAUGUCUCUGCUGUCCUUAUGGAUAUCACAUCGAUCUGGAUUUUGUGCGCUAUUGCGAGGCCGUCGCGGCCGGAAGUGCCAGCGAUAGAUUCAGUACGGAGAGACGCAGGAAACGAGAACGCCGUAGACAAUGUCAGUCAAUGGAGGUUCUUCUAGGCCUGGUGAGUCCAGCAUUGGCGAGUAUAGAAGCUGAAUUAACGAAAAUACCGCAAGAAUGUACGACUGUGAACAGCGUUACUACAUUAUCAAAAUCGAAUCAUCCGUCGCCACCGAGACAGCGGACAGAUUCGCGUCCCACGCCAGUUUUGGACCUUAGCGACGUCGUAGACGACUUUGAAGCGACUCUUGAACGAUCCUCGAAAUCAUCAAAGACUUCUGAACGUCGAUUCUUCGUGGAGAUUGAUGGCAUGAAUGGAACAGCAUCGGUGCAAAAUGCGGUUCAGUUGGCAGAUUCCGACAACGCCAGCGUCGGAAGCGGCAACUCGAACCUCAGUACUGGUGCGCUUCAGAAUAUCAGAGAACAAAUGGCGGUGUCUCUGGAAAGAAUGAAGGAGCUGGAGGAACAGGUCAAGGCGAUUCCCAUGCUACAGGUGCAAGUCUCGGUAUUGAAAGAAGAGAAACGUAAUCUCUUACGACAAGUAGAUGAACUAAGUAAAACAAAUUCUCGCCACGACACCCUGCAUAGGCAUCGUAGUCAAUCGUUCUCAGAACAGCACGCCACCGUUCUGCGAAAUGUGAAGACCACAGGAAUCAUAUAUACCAGAGACAUGGGAACCAUGUGUGGUGUAAUGACGAGAGACAUCGGGGUGUCACAUCAACAGGUUCGGACGAGAGAUGUCGGCAUGAUAACGAGCACGCCAAUCAAACCAUCUUUGCAGAAAAGUCAACUACGAAUCGAGGAGAUCAUGCCUGAAAUUCAAGAUGAAAGUACCGUGAUGGAGGAUGAAACGCCAGUGAGUUUUACGAAUUUUUGCGACUCCCAGCAUCAUAAUUGGAAAUCCAAUCGUAAUCAAUUGAUAUUGGAAGAAAUUCUGCCAGAAGUGCGGAAAAGACAUCUAAUGACAUCUAAUGCUCCCCUUCAUAUGGAAUCGAUACCAUUUAACCAGAAUGAUUCAAUCAAUUGCAAAAGCGAAAAAAAAAUGCGUAACUUUGGCACUAACACUGAAAACAGACCUAGGAUUCUCCAGUAUAAUCAUUUCUUGAUUGAGGACAUCCCGCCGGAAGCGAAGAAAGAAAUAAGAAUGCGUUCUUGCGGUACAACGACAAGCUUGAGUAUGAAAGACAUCUUGACGAGUGAGGAUACUAAACUGCUCGUGGAAGACGCUCUGAGGAGUUAUAGAAGUAACUUGAUGAAAAACACUUCUUCCAAGAGCAUUCAAUGUAUCCUAGAAACAUUAAAACUCGAGAAACGAGAUUAUGCGGUCCAAGUAGCCGAAUUGUUUAAGAUGCGUUCGCAUGUGAGUAUAACCGCUAAGCCAUCAGUAACGGAGAUCGGAAUAGAGGUCAAACUCGAUCCAUCUACCAAAAAUAUAUGUGUCGGACCCGAUCCCGUGGUGGCACAAUCACCGGUGUCGUUAAAUUCGAUGAACUCAAGGAGUCACUCGUUCAACUACGGCGACACAAAGACUAAGAUGAGAGCCAACAAAUCGGUGGCGGUAACGGUGGAUGACUUGGUGAAAACUAUCACUCGAGGCACUGACACUUUCGGCCUCACACCAAAAUGCCGAGAUUUUGGCACCUCGACAAUGAAGAAGAAUUUCGUUGAUGUAUCGGUUGGUGAUUCCGUUAGACCACAUAUCUCAAUCUCUUGCGCAGCUAAUUAUUGCGAUAAUUGCAAGGAGACGAUUAAGAGUAUAGCGAAACAGAUCGCGAACAAUGCAGAGAACAGUCUAAAUCAUCAGAAUAGCAAUAUGAUAUCCAGAAUUCCGAGACCAUCUCAUAUUUCCUUGAACACCACCGGUGAUCACAGGAAGCAGUUUAAGCGUCAAGAUACAUACACGAAAAUAUCAGCCGUUGGCGUAAUAAAAUAUGAUACGGAUAACAAGGAGCAAUACGAUAAUAGCAAUCGCAUUCAGCAAUUACAAACUGAAAAAAACAAACAUGAAAAAAUUGUAUCAAAAGAAAUGUGUAAUAUGGAAAAGGAGGUGGAUAAUGAGGAAAAGUCUGAGCUAUUGGAAUCAACUUUAUUUCAACCAAUUCAAAAUAAACCUAGGAAGAAAGUUGAGCCCUCAAAAGAGAUGCAAGCUGCCAUGAAAGUACUCAAUGAUAAUAUUAAAAAAUCGCCUGGUAGAAACAUUUCUCAUCAGCUUAAAAAUGCUACUAAUAUCAUACAACAAGAAUGGUUCAAGAUAUCCAGUACAUCUAGCGCAAAUCCAUUAGAUGUCGAGGAUUAUUUGGACCGAUUUGAAGAGUACUCUAGUACUCUGCUGGAAUACAUUGUCAACAUGACAGAUACCAGUGGUAAUACAGCAAUGCAUUAUGCAGUUUCUCAUGGCAAUUUCGAUGUAGUAUCUAUACUGUUAGACUCGAAAGUUUGCGACAUCAACAAGGCAAACAUUGCUGGUUAUACAGCUGUGAUGUUGGCUGCCUUGGCAGAAGUCAGGAAUUCCACACACCGUUCUGUGGCAAAUAGAUUGUUCCAACUUGCUGAUGUCAACAUUCGUGCAAAAUUGCAUGGACAAACUGCGUUGAUGCUAGCAGUAUCGCACGGACGUAAAGAUAUGACGCAGUUGCUAUUAGAUGCUGGAGCGGCAGUUAAUAUCCAGGACGAAGAUGGUAGUACUGCUUUGAUGUGUGCAGCGGAACAUGGUCACACCGACAUCGUGAGGUUGCUUCUUGCGCAUCCUGAUUGUGAUCCGUCUAUUGUUGACGUUGACGGUAGUUCGGCCCUGAAGAUCGCUCUCGAGGCGGGAAACCGGGAUAUCGGAGUGCUACUUUAUGCUCACGAGCACGUUAAUCGAGGCACUAGCCCAUAUUCGACUUUGAGGCGAAGCAGAAGAGGUUCCAAGCCGACAACGCCCACUGGACCAUCUCCAUCGGCUCCGACUAGCCCAGCGCCAUCGCGGCGUCUUCAUUCAUCCAACAUUUCUUUAAAUACAUCGAAAUAUCCCACUAAAUAAUUCGAUAAUUAUUCUUCUCUUCUCCAUCUAUCAUGAGUUUUCUUUUCACGGAUAUUAUUUGACGCAUAAUAAUGAUAGUAAUUAGGACGUACAAACUGCUGCAAAAAAUAGAAACAGAAAACAAAACUUUGCAUUUAAAUGUAUAACUUUUAUCGUCUUUAAUUUUUUUAUAUUGUUAUAAAUUAUAACACAUGCAUAUACAGUGAAGAAAUAUGACAAUACAUUGAAGCUUUUUUUUGUCUAAUGAUCGAUUCGUUUUAACAGAAUUGUGUCAUAUAAUUUACCAAGGAUCAUGCUCAAUGUAUAUAUCUAUUCAGGGUAACAUUAGAGAAAAUCUUGUACUUUAAUUUGUAGCAGUAAUUUUUAAUAUAAUCAUUGUAGAUAUUUAGACAAAUGUUUGAUGAAGCUUUCAUAUCCUUUGUAAAUUUGAUAACUUUGUGUAACACACCCUUGAAGCACAAUUUUUCUCUUAGGCAGGGUAUGAAAGUACUAAUCAAUAUUCAUGAUGAUACAAAUCACAGCAAAAAAUUAAGCGAUUCUUUUUUUUAUUCUGUGGCAUUAAACAUUCCAAAACAAAUGAUCUGAAUUUUUUAUGAUAUAUAAUACACACAGGUUUCAAGCCUAAUCUCGAAUUACUUCUUGGGAUCAAAUCGUUAACAAAAUAAUCUUAUAUCAAUAUACAUAGGAAAAUAUUACGUGAUACAUUCUACACAGCAUAUCCAAAAAACGUUUAGAGGACAUUCCAAAAACAUCUUUGAACAAUAGGAUGUUUUUGGAAUGUUCUCUGAAUUUUUUGAGUAUACAUACUAUGUGGAAUAUUAAUAGAUGUAUAUUAUAGCAACAUGAAAUUUUUUAUGAUUGGAUGAUUUAUGAUGUUUUUAUUCACGAGUAAUAUACUCGUCACUGUUCUAUAUUGAAGAAGAAAAAAUGUUAGAUAGCGAAUUGUAUACAUAGAGAUAGUAGAUCUUUAAGCAUAAAUGUCGAAGAAUUUAUGAAAAAAAUUAUGUUUUUAAAGUUGUUGUCGGCUUUCAUAUUGAGAACUUUAUAUUAUAUAUGUAAGUAAUAUCUAGAUAUAUAAAUAUGAAUAUAUUUAAUCUCGAAUUCCGAACAAAUUGUCAACACAAAUAUUAACAAUAAUUGUGUUGUAUUCAUGUGAAAAAAGAACAAAUAUAUUGAGCGAUUUUCUUAUAAGGUUGUGAAUAGAUGUAAUUAUUUAAGUUCAAGAGAUCAAAGAUUUGGGUUAAUAAUAUCGUGUUUUUCGCUAUCUUCAAAAAUAAUUCUAGAAUGAUUGUUUUUUUAGAAAGUGUGUUAUGAUUAUCCGUAUAUUGCAAAAGGUAGGGCAAUAAUGCAUGAAAUCAUAUAUAUCAUAGAAAUCUAAAAUGUAAUGAAGAGUAUCUCUUAUUGUUUGUUGUGCCUUUAUAUUUAUCACCUAAUUAGUAAUAAACUGGGAAAUAUAACGAUUUUAAAUACAA
This is a messenger RNA of Cataglyphis hispanica, 4961 nucleotides long. It is a transcript of the gene Kank, whose product is annotated as KN motif and ankyrin repeat domain-containing protein 1. Gene Ontology annotation, biological process: negative regulation of actin filament polymerization. Lineage: Eukaryota; Metazoa; Arthropoda; Insecta; Hymenoptera; Formicidae. Gene Ontology annotation, cellular component: cytoskeleton; cytoplasm. The record is from RefSeq and is a predicted model, not a curated record. The transcript has 10 exons. The coding region runs from base 286 to 3489 and encodes 1067 amino acids. Gene Ontology annotation, molecular function: protein binding.